UUUAUCGGGUGCGUAUCUCCGCUCUAACGCUAAAGUGAGUUACUCGGCUCUUUCGUAAACGUUUUCGUAAAACGCACACUGCCGACUACUAAUACGGAUUCAUUCAGUUAGUCAGUCAGGUUGUUAGUCCUCAAUAAAACAACAUUGCAACUAAGUGGGAUUCGUUUCGUGUCAAAGAAAGAAAUUUUUAUGCGAUUGCGCAGUUAUUCGAACCGGCGAUCCUGAAGAGUUGUAGUUGUGAAAUUGAGACUUAAAAAUCAUUACAACUACUAAAAAAGUUAAAGAAAAGAAAAAAAUAUUAAAACGAAUUAAGGAAAUCAAAACAUAUCUUAAAGAGUGAUAAAAACGACAACUAAAAUACUAAAACAACAACAAACAACAAACAAUAAACAAUAAUUGUGUACAAAAUGCUGCUAAUAAAAUUAAUUAUAGUCAGUGUCCUUUGCCUUCUGAGCUGGCCAACAAAUGUGGAAGGUGAAAAGACACAAUUAACAAGAACACAAACAGAGCAAGAACAAGGCAUAAGAAAGGAUCCAUCGUCUUCCUCGUCAUCAUCGACAAUUGUAACACUGCCACUUACAACGACAACAACAGCAACAGCAGCCGCAUCAACAUCACCACAGUCAAACAUUUACCGAAUUAAAAGACUGAAUCUGUCAAAGGAUAAACCAAAAUUACGCAAACAACAAAAACAACGAAUAGAAGGACAUGAAGAACAGCAAAAGCAACAAUCAACUCUUAUCCAACAGGACCAUGGCCAUUAUGCAGACGAAUCAAAGGCUAUCAUCAAGGAUAAAAUGGCAAUGUCAGGUGAUUCUCGUCCAGCUGGCAAAACGAAGGGAAAGAAAGUGAAAGGCAUGGGAAAAAAUUCCCAUAGCUUAAAUAAGAAGCUAUUAAACAAAUUGGGCUUUACCAAAGUCAAAGCACCAAACAGUCAUAACCGGAAACGUUUGGCCAUUGAAUCACGACGCCAUGCCUCGCCCGAUGACUCACACAUGUUCAUUAUAAAAUUACCACCAAAUAUGUACUAUUAUGCGAACCCGAAACCAUCAUCCGGCAGUGGAUCACCCAAUGCCCUUCCAUCGUCAUCAUCGUCGUCGACAUCAUUAUCAGCCAACUCAUUUCUGGAUAAAAAGAACUUCCUAAAGACGUUGCAGGAACAGGCCCAUUCAUCCAGCGAUGAUUCAACAACAACAGAAUUAAAGGAUGCUAACGGAAAAAAGGUCUCCUUCCCCUUCAAUUCGAAUGGUAAACCCGGACGCAUCUACCACUGGAAUUUGCCGGUAAUUAAGAAAAUACUCGAAGAGAAACAACAGCGUUUUCCCAGUGUGGCCAAUGUGGAGCCACAUAAAGUCCAGCAAUUGAUUGAUAUCCACAACAUACCCACCUGGUCCAAACCGUGGGAGAAUGAGUCGAUCGAGAAGUCUUAUCAUCACCAUCAUCACGACUCAAUGAUGAGCUAUAAAAAGUCCCUAAAACGCAAAUCGCCCUCGUACUAUGCCCCGGCCAAUACCGUCAACAAGAAUAGCUUCAAUAAAUACUUUUCGGGUAAUGGCAAACCGAAGGGAUUCUAUGUCAUCAAAGAGAAUCAAAAGAAACCAUCCUACUAUAAAAAUAUUGUAUCGUAAACAGUUCGGGAGGAAGUAAAGCCGAGGAACAACAAACAUUCGCCUACAUACAAAAAGUCUAAUCCUAAGCCUAAGGAAACAAACCACAAAAUAAACGAAAUGCAAGUAGUUACUUAAGUAUUUUUACGUUAGGGAAUAAAAUACUGAACACACACAAUUACACAGACACAGGGAGGACCACAACUUGAAAAUAUUAAAUAUUGGAAUCCUGAAGAGAACACAUAAAGUUGUAACAAAUUUUAGAAGCCAUAAAAUCAAGAAAACGGGCUUUCAUUUGGUGUGAUGGAAAUUUAUAGAACAGCAGCAGAGGAUAUUGUAGACUUCUGUAGUCUUUCCUUAAAUGGGAUCUAUAGAUUUGAAAGAAAACAUUAAAAACUUUCACGAAAUCUCUUGAAGGAAAUUAGGAAAUCUUACCAAAAAAUCUUAUCUUAAAUAUGAUCUAUAGAUUUGAAAGAACAUAUUUAAACCUUUCACAAAAUUUCUUGAAGAAAAUUUCGAAAUCUUAUCUUAAAAAUCUUUUAAUAAAGGAGCUUUUACAUUUUUAUAGAAUAUGUAUUGAUCUACGGAUAAAAAUUUUCUAAAUAAGGGAUACAGAGACGAGAACAAAAUUCAACUUUCAAAAUUAAAAGAUUUUUGUCUUCAGUAAAAAAAUUUAAAAUCGAAAAUCGACUUUUACUUCCCAAUCAAAGUUAAUCUAAUUAGAUUUUAGACUUAUUAACAAUUAAUUUUGGCAACAGAUUAUAAAAUGAAUUUAUGCCUCAAGAACGCCUGCCUAAUUUUAACAAUUCACACUAUUUCGAAUGGUAUCUUGGCAUAAUAGGAUAACAUAGGCUGCAAUCAGUAAAAUAUCGAAUAUAAAUAGUUACUGCAAUAUGUGGAUUACACAAAAUGGCAGAGCGAAUUGAACAUAAGGAGGAAAGAAAAGGAUUCAUACCCUCUGAAAAUACUUCCGCAACUUUCAAGAUUCUUAAAUCGCUAGUACUGUUAUACGGAGGACCAUGCGUAAUAGCGUGUAAUGACAUUGUGAAACAGCAAUCCAGGGGUUGGUAAAUUCUUAGUGAAUAGUUUUCGGUUCCCAUGCCAAACACUUUAAGGAACCACUAAAUUUAUCCCUUACAAUACACAAAGGGCCUCAAGUAUGUUGCUAUACGCUUCUCAAAAUUUAUGAUAAAGUUUUAAAUAUGAUACGGUCGUAUGGGUUACAUGUAUCAUUUGUACAAAAUAUGGGUCAUGCACGCUUCCCAAAAUUUAUGAUAAAGUUUUCAAUUUGAUACGGUCGUAUGGGUUACAUGUAUCAUUUGUACAAAAUAUGGGUUAUGUCGGCUUACGUUUUGGUACAGCCCUAUUUAAGGGUGUAUCACGAUUUCAAGUAUUUUUAUACGCUCCACCAUUCAUAGUAUGGAGGAUAUAUUAAGUUCGUCAUUCCGUUUGUAACUCAUCGAAAUAAUAAUUUUAGACCCAACCAAGUAUAUAUAUUCUUGAUCAGCAUGAAAUUCUAAGACGAUUUAGCCCUGUCCGUCCACUGUUGUAAUCACGCUACAGUCAAAACUAAUUAAGGUAGGAAGCUUCGACUUUGCACAAGUCUGUCUUUUGCCUGCAGGCAGGUCAAGUUCGAAGACGAUUUAGCCCUGUCCGUCCGUCCGUCUGUUGUAAUCACGCUACAGUCAAAACUAAUUAAGGUAGGAAGCUUCGACUUUGCACAAGUCUGUCUUUUGCCUGCAGGCAGGUCAAGAUCGAAGAUGGGCCAUAUCGGUCCAUGAUUUCGUUUAGCCCCCAUAUAACGUUACCCCUGAUAUUUCGUAUUUUUAUGAUAUAAGCCACAUUUUUCAAUGGAAUUGUCUGAAAUUCCACACAAGGAAUUCCUUGUGAGUACUUUACCCCCUGAAAGAGAAUUGUCUAUAUAGAUCGACAAUCCCCAUAUAACGUCACCUUCGAUAUUAGGUGUUUUUAAAAUUUUAGCCACAUUUUCCAAUGGAAUUGUCUGAAAAUCCACACAAGUAGUUCCUUGUGAGUACUUUAUCCCCUGGAAGAGAAUUAUCCAUAUAGCUCCACGAUAUCGUAUAGCCCCCAUAUUUUUAUGAUUUUGGCCACAUUUUUCAAUGGAAUUGUCUGAAAUUCAACACAAUUAGU
Messenger RNA from Musca domestica (house fly), 3758 nucleotides. RefSeq lists its product as uncharacterized. The transcript has 5 exons. NCBI's taxonomy places the organism in Eukaryota, Metazoa, Arthropoda, Insecta, Diptera, Muscidae. The record is from RefSeq and is a predicted model, not a curated record. The coding region runs from base 408 to 1628 and encodes 406 amino acids.